Molecule: messenger RNA, 7982 nt
Organism: Hipposideros armiger (great roundleaf bat)
Lineage: Eukaryota; Metazoa; Chordata; Mammalia; Chiroptera; Hipposideridae
Gene: PLEKHG2
Product: pleckstrin homology and RhoGEF domain containing G2
Exons: 19
Coding region: 837-4967 (1376 amino acids)
Biological process (GO): regulation of actin filament polymerization
Molecular function (GO): guanyl-nucleotide exchange factor activity; small GTPase binding
Source: RefSeq, a predicted model, not a curated record
GCCCCACAGCUGGGACCAGACAUUCCCGCCGCAGAUGUGGCGCCGCCGCUGCCACCGCCGCUGCCAGACCCCUGUGCCACCCAUCCUGGAAUCUGAGGGGUCCAGAGUCGUGGAUUCCGGCUUCCCGAGUCUCUGUACCGCGUCCUGAGAGACCCUGAAACACAAGCCCCCGCGUCCAGGCUAGAGGACCCUAGAUAUCCAAGUGCCCAGCGCCCCCUCCUGGAGGAGCCGGGAGUCCGGGACAUCAGCCCCGCGCGACCCUGGAGGGCGGGCGAAACUCUUACACCCCAGUUUGAAGAAUUUAGGAAUCUAGACCGGAGGUCUUGUCCAGGAGUUCCCAGAAAUCCCAGCUCGAGACUACGGGGGUUAGAGGAACUUGGGUUAUGGACUCCUAGCUCCCCAACCCGUCUGUUUUGCGCAGAAGUGCCCACUACUUCAAGGAGACUCAGGAAUUGAGGACUCCCCUGCACUCCCGCCUGGAGGUGAUUUAAUUCCUGCUCCUACAGUUGGGGGAACUCAAGAAUCCGGGCCGCCCAUGGCCCUAUCUAGAAGUCUCAGGAAUUUGGGUACCCAGCACCCUCAUCUGAGACUCAAGAGUGGAGGCUCCUAGCAGCCUCCGUUUAGAGAACCAAGAAAUUCGGACCGCUGCACCCCAAUCAACAAGAGAUGUUGGAUUGUGGUUCCCUGAGCGCCCGAAGUUCACGACCCUGACUUGCAGAGACCCAGGAGUCCCGGCUCUGCGCUUCCGGGGGGACCGUGCUACGGUCGAAUAAGAACCAGGCUGCCUCGGUUCGGGGUUGGAUACUCCGGGGGAGAAGCCGCUGAGCCACUCAGCCAUGCCUGAGGGAGCCCGUGGACUGAGCCUGCCCAAACCCAGCCCUCGCCUUGGCCCCUGCUCCAGAGGUGAAGUGUGUGACUGUUCAACUGUGUGUGAGACUCAGACAGCAGCCUCUACAACCCCUGCCAUGGCCUCCCCCCGAGGUUCUGGGAGCUCCACAUCCCUGAGCACAGUGGGCUCUGAGGGGGACCCGGCCCCGGGGCCCACCCCUACCUGCUCAGCCUCCAGGCCAGAGCCCUUUCCAGGGCCCCCCAUCCGCCUGCAUCUGUCGCCUGUGGGGACCCCGGGUUUGGCAAAACCCUCAAGGCUGGAGCGUGUGGCCUGUGAGAUCGUGGAGACAGAGCGGGCCUACGUCCGGGACCUCCACAGCAUCGUGGAGGACUACCUGGGCCCCCUGCUGGAUGGCGGGGUCCUGGGACUGAGUGCGGAGCAGGUGGGCACGCUGUUUGCUAACAUCGAGGACAUCUAUGAGUUCAGCAGCGAGCUCCUGGAGGACCUGGAGGGCAGCAGCAGUGCAGGGGGCAUUGCGGAGUGCUUCGUGCAAAGGAGCGAGGAUUUCGACAUCUACACAUUGUACUGCAUGAACUACCCGAGCUCUCUGGCCCUGCUCCGGGAGCUGUCGCUGUCUCCCCCAGCGGCCCUGUGGCUGCAGGAGCGCCAGGCCCAGCUCCACCACUCGCUGCCCCUGCAGAGCUUCCUGCUGAAACCUGUUCAGCGCAUCCUCAAGUACCAUCUGUUGCUGCAGGAGCUAGGCAAGCACUGGGCAGAGGGCCCAGGUGCCGGGGGCCGCGAAAUGGUGGAGGAGGCUAUUGUGUCUAUGACAGCGGUCGCCUGGUACAUCAAUGACAUGAAGCGCAAGCAGGAGCACGCUGCACGCCUCCAGGAAGUGCAGCGGCGGCUGGGUGGCUGGACCGGCCCGGAGCUCAGUGCUUUUGGGGAGCUGGUGCUGGAGGGCUCAUUCCGAGGCGGCGGAGGGGGCGGCCCCCGACUUCGAGGGGGUGAGCGGCUGCUCUUUCUAUUCUCACGGAUGCUGCUUGUGGCCAAGCGCCGGGGACCGGAAUACACCUACAAGGGCCACAUCUUUUGCUGCAACCUGAGUGUGAGUGAGAGUCCUCGCGACCCUCUAGGGUUCAAGGUGGCGGAUCUGACCAUUCCCAAGCACAGGCACCUGCUCCAGGCCAAGAACCAAGAAGAGAAGCGGCUGUGGAUUCAUUGUCUUCAGCGCCUCUUCUUUGAGAACCACCCUGCCUCCAUCCCGGCCAAGGCAAAACAAGUUCUCCUUGAAAACACUCUGCACUGUGCUCCUAAAAGUAAGCCUCUCCCAGAGCCCGUGACACCCCCACUUGGGUCUCCCCGACCUCGAGAUGCUAGAAGUUUCACCCCUGGACGCAGGAACACAGCUCCGUCUCCAGGCCCUUCCAUUACCCGCCGUGGCCGCAGACAGUCUGAACCAGUAAAGGACCCUUAUGUCGUGUUUCCACAGAAUGCUAAGCCUAGACUCAAGCAUGCUGGCAGUGAGGGGGAGCUCUAUCCCCCCUUAGAGCCUCAGCCACCAGGUCCAGUUUCUGGACUCCCUGAGGACCUGGAAGACACUGGACCCCCCACACUGGACGCCUCUGGGACCUCAAUCACUGAAGAAAUCCUGGAACUGCUGAACCAAAGAGGCCUCCGGGAUGCGGGGUGCCCAUUACAGCCAUCCCCUCAUGACCUUCCCAAGUUCCCCGGAGAUACCCAGGUGCCAGGUGCCAGCGAAAGCCUCACGUUCCCAGCCCUGCCCAGCCGGGACUCUUCAGAAGAGGAGGAGGAGGAAGAUCUGGAGAUGGACGAACGGGGCCCUUCCCCACUCCAUGUGCUAGAGGGACUCGAAAGUUCCAAUGCGGCUGAAGUUCCUGACAUUCCUGGCCUUACCAAAAAUCCUGCUGUGCCCAGCCUCUCUGAAAUUCCCAGCCUUUCUGAAAUUCCCCAAACUCCCUGCCUUCCCAGUCUCUCUGACAUUUCCAGUGUUUUUGAAAUGCCUGGCCUUCCAGCCAUGCCUAGUAUCCCCGACAUUCCUGGUCUUUCCAGCUCCCCCACCCUUCCCUGUGAUUCCUGGCUACAAGGACCUCUACAGGAGCCGGAUGAGGCUCUGGCCACCAGGAGAGAACUGUUCCCUGGAAGCAGUUCCAGAGAACUGGGAGAGCCCUCCUCAGGUAGCAGGGCAGGUCAGGAGGAGGAUGAAGAAGGGGUGUCAUUCCCAAAUUUCCAGCCCCAGGGUGGCACCCGAGAUCAGGGAUUCCAGAAUGAGCUGGAAUUCCGCUCUUGCUCAGAAAUCCGGAGCGCCUGGCAGGCUCUGGAGCAGGGGCAGCUGGCCCGGCCAGGUUUCCCAGAGCCGCUGCUAAUUCUGGAAGAUUCAGAUCUCGGUGGCGGCAGCGGGAGUGGGAAGGCCGGAGCCCCAAGUGCGGAGCGGGCAGCGUCCCGAGUGCGAGAGUUGGCCCGGCUCUACAGUGAGCGGAUCCAGCAGAUGCAGCGGGCUGAGACCCGGGCCUCGGCCAAUGCCCCCCGCCGCCGGCCACGGGUUCUGGCCCAACCCCAGCUGUCCCCCUGCCUGCCCCAUGAGCAGGCCGAGCCAGGGCCCCUGCCUGCCUUCGGACACGUGCUGGUGUGUGAACUGGCCUUCCCACUGACCUUGGCCCAGGAAUCUGUCCCCCUGGGCCCUGCUGCCCAGGUUCAAGUUGCCACACCUCUGUCUAAGCAGGAAGGCUGCCUGGAUGGUCCGGGUCUAGAUGUUUCCAGUUUGCCUGAGCAAGACCAUCACGGCACCCAGGUUCCAGUCGCUACCCCCUUGCCUAAGAAGGAAGUCCCCCUACAUGUCCAGGUUCCAGCUAUUACAACUCUGCCUGAUCGAGAAGGCCACCUGGAAAUGCAAGUUCCAGCUACCACUCCUUUGCCUGAGCAUACAGGCCAUGUGGAUGUACAACUUCCAGCUAUCACCUUUUAUCCGCAGCAAGGAUGCCAGAUGGACACCCCAGUUCCAACCACCCCAGCUUUGCCCAAGCAGGGAAGUUGUUCUGAUGUCAUGGCUUUAGCCACCACUCCUAUGCUUAAGCAAGAAAUCCACAUAGACUGCCAGAGCCCAGCCAACACUCCAUUAACUAAACAAGGAGGUUCCAGGGAUGUUUGGUUCCCAGCCACUGUCUGUGGCCAGGCCGUUGACGCUUUGCUUCUGCAUGGGAGCAGCCUGAAUGAUCAGAUCCCAGAAAAUACCCCACUGACCUUGGAACACAACCUUCCAGACGUUCAGGUUCCAGGUACCUCACCUUUGCCUGCAUGUGGAGACCACACAGACUGUCAGAUCACAGCCAAUGCUCCAUUGUCUUUGCCCCAGGACCUUCCAGACAUUCAGGUUCCAGCUGCCACAACUUUGCCCCAGCCACAAGGCUUCACGGACACCUGGGUCCAGGCCCUCCCACCUGUGCCCAAGCAGGGAGGCCUGCCAGACAUCCAGAGGCCUGCUGCUGAACCUUUGCUUCAGGUGCAAAGCCUCACAGACGUCCACGUCCCCAAAUCUACAUCUUUGUUGGAGCAGAAGAGCCUCACAGACGUCCAUGUUCCAGCUGCCACACCUCUGCCUGGGCAAGGAGGCUCUCUGGACAUUCAGGGCCUGUCACCUGCCCCAGUUCAGACCACUGUGAUUUUGUCCAAACCAGGAGGCCACUCGGUCUCUCUUGUUGCCAGGUCAGAGUCUUCAGACUUGACUCCACCCCACAGUCCCCCGCCCCCAACCCGUCAACUCCUGGGCCCCAAUGCAGCAGCCCUCUCAAGAUAUCUGGCAGCCUCAUACAUCAGCCAGAGCCUGGCUCGACGGCAAGGGCCUGGGGGAGAGGCCCCCCCAGCCUCCCGGGGCCCCUGGUCUUCCUCUGCCCCCACAUCACGGGCACCUUCACCACCACCCCAGCCCCAGCCCCCACCACCCCCUGCCAGGAGGCUCAGCUAUGCCACCACAGUCAACAUCCAUGUCGGGGGUGGUGGGCGGCUACGGCCAGCCAAGGCCCAAGUCAGGUUGAACCACCCUGCUCUCUUGGCCUCCACCCAGGAAUCUGUGGGCCUUCGAAGGGCCCAGGGGACUCCUGAUGCCCCUUACCACAUGUGAGCCAGGAUAUCAGGCUUCUUGAAAAGCAAAGACUUCAACCAGAUGCCACAGACCCUCAGAACUUCACCCAGAAGUCCAGACACUGAACACAGGUUUAAAAAUUGCUGCAGUUUUCCAACUCCUAGGAUCUGCUUUGGCAAGUGGUCCUUAUUAACUUUGAUUAACUCAACAGGGAUGGGGAAAGGGGAUGUCAUUAAUAUUUUGUUAAUAGUAUGAAAUUAUGUUUUCCCAUUCUGGAGAUAGUGGGGGAUAACAGAAGACAACACUGAAUGGGAAAGCACAUCAGUGGUUCUGAAAAUUUGGAGACUCUCAAACUCCUUUGAGAAUUACUGGAAACUGGACCCAUUAUCAUUUGGUGUAUGAUUUCAGAGGGUUUAUGAACUGCUUGAUGCCCAUCUGGGAAAGCCAAGUUAAGAAGCUUUGCUCCAAGUAGAAAUUCAUUCCCUUAGCAAUUGAACCAGUUCGCGGGUCCAUCAUCCACCCAUCUCAUCUGCUCAGCCAUCUCUCCAUCUUUAUCUCUGGCUAUAUAUCUUCCAAUCCAUCAUCCCACCCAUAUGCCUUGCUUUAUUUAACCAUUUUUACCCUACUCAUCUAUCCAUCAUCCUACCCCCACAUCUAGCAGCCAUUAAUCCAUCUUAUCUCACAUGUCCAUCUUUAUCCAGCCCCCUCCAUUCAUCCAUCUGUCCAUCCAUAUUUCCAUCUAUUCAGCUGUACAUCUCUUUCAUACAACCAUCUCUAAUCUGUCAAGCUAACCAUCUCGAGCACCAUCCAUCCUAAUUGGAGUCUGCUGGGUCUUGGUACUUCAGAGAGUUCCAUGCUAACACCAGUGUGGAUGAAGUUUGAGAUUCUGGAAAAAGUCUAUCCCCCAUCUGUGUGACUCCUCUUGGCAACCACUCUCCACCCCCAUGAAUAUUCCAAUUCUUGUGCCUACCCACACAUAUGAGAUCCCUUUACCCCCUCUAUCCAGUUUGAGACCUCUACAGUGCCUCAGUGUGCCCCCCCACCCACCAAGAAAAAAAUUCAGGUUGUAGAAACAAAGGCUUUUAUAUUAGGAUCCUUCUGUCUCCUCCCAGCCAUGGCAUGCCCAGUGAGAAGCAUAACUGUUUCUUUGGUAGUAUUAGCUUCUUUCAUUGAACAUUCAACCUCUUGUGCUUUAGCACAAUCUUAUUUAACCUUCCCUGGAAUUCUCUGAGGCAUACUAUAGUGUCUUGGCCGAGUUGAAGUCCCAACUUUUCUAGUUACUUGGUACAAAACAUCCCUGUCCACCUGGGUUUUCUCGUGUAUACAAUGAGGACAAUCAUUGUAAAGAAUCAUUGUAAAGACUCAGUGAUUGUAGUCUCACUUCCCAAAGGUCGUCUGAGCCUCUGACUCGCUGGGACAUUGUUCACAUCACAGAUCCUCCAGGAUCUAGUCCCAGUGUAUGGGAUUGGAACUGCCAGGGCAGGAGCCCGGAAAUCUGACGUCUUAGCAAUUGGUUAACGAUAGCAAAACAGGCUGGGAUUUAUUGAGUACUAACUGCAUACCAUAGGCAUUAGUCACUUUAUAUGAACUUUGAGUCCUCACAACAGCCCUAAAAGGCAAGUGAGGAUGGUUUUUAAUCGCUACUUUAGUGAUGAGGAAACCUAGGCCCAGAGAGAAUAAGGGAUUUACCCAGUUAGUUAGGGAGGGACAGAGCUGGGACUCCAAUCCUUGAAGCUCGAAGCCCAGCCCAGUGCCGGGCACCACAGGGGGCACAACAGAGAACACUUCUCAGCCCACUUGAGGCUUGCCGCCUGGUGUUCCAAGGGACCUGGGUCAUUAAUAAGGUAGCCAGAACAAGGCCUGGCUCAUUAAGUGUUAGCUGCCCGCUUCUCUUCAGUUAUUUACUAAGUGAUUGCGAAGCCCUACACUGGGACUGCUCUACUGCAGCCUCUGCAAGGUCAGGACUGAGGCUGGCCCUCCCCUCCUCCAUCCCCAGCUGCACAUCCCCAGCCACCCUCAGCUGUACAUUCCCAACUGAAGGAAAGUUCCCAGCAGCGCCGGAAUUCCCGGUAUUUGAGGAGGCGGCUGGGAGGGAGAAAGGGGCUGUCUGCUCCAAGGCCUGGAGUCGGGGAAGGAGAGGCAAACCCCCUCAGCUUCUCCAGAUGCAUUCCAACUGUGCCUGUGGGAGGGAGUCAGGAGCCUCAAUAAGGGGGUCUCGACCCUGCGGGGAAACCAUGAGCACCAGGCUUGCCUCAGACUCUGGUCCCUGCCCCUGAAUUCCAUUUCUCCUGCCUGCCCAACUCCUACCUCUGCUUGAUGGCCCAGCUCUGGCCUUCUCAGGAAUACCUUUCUUGCCUUGAGAGCUACAUAAAUCAGGUUCAAAAAGGGAAAGGUGACUGGUCGUUGCCCUCCUUGGGACGCUUAGGUUAAAGCCAGCCAACUUAAUGCAGCCCGUUAACUCCAGCUCCCAUGCAUAAAACUUGGUGAGCUGUAUUUUAUUUUGCCCCAGGCUAACUUUCUCAUCUGUUAACAUGAACGUGCCUGUCAGCAACCUGGCAGGGAUAUUGUGAAGGUAUGUCCAGCAAUGCUUAGCUUGGCACUAGUUGGUGCUCAGUCAACCUCACUCCAUCUCUAAGUGCAUCAUAUGAUGCACUGCAUAUACGAUGAUGGUCCCCCAUGAGAUUAUAAUGGAGCGGAAAAAUUCCUGUUGCCUGGGACAUGGACCUUACAAUAUUGUAGCACAACACGUUACUCAAAUACUUACCAUUGUGUUACAAUCACCUACAGUAUUCAGUACAAUUACAUGCUAUACAGGUUUGUAACCUAGGAGCUGUAGGGGAACAGAAUUUGUCACCCCAAAAUGUCUUAUCUGGCAUAAGGAUUAUUUUAGGCUGGUUAAUUUUAAGGACAUGGGAGAAGCUCUGAAAACUAUUAAGUUACCCUUGGUAAAAGACAUUGACGGGGCGGCUGGUUAGCCUGGUUAGAGCGCAGUGCUUAUAACACCAAGGUUGCCGGUUCGAUCCCUGCAUGGGCUACUGAGCUGCGGCCUCCACA